AUCAUAGCAGAUAGCAGAGCCCCCCAUCCAUCUCUUUCCUCCUCUUCUUCCUCGCCAAAGAUGGUUGAACAAGAAGAAAAUCUCAAUUACUGGGGAAACAUCUCAGAGGAAGAGUACUACAAGCAGCAAGGUAUCAAAGGUUCAAAAUCGUUCUACACUUCACCGAGAGGCCUCUCCCUCUUCACAAGAUCAUGGCUUCCCCUGUCUCAAAACCCUCCACGUGGCAUCAUCUUUGGGAUCCAUGGGUAUGGCAAUGACAUAAGUUGGACCUUCCAGUCCACCUCCAUCUUCCUUGCUCAGAAAGGGUUCGCUUGCUUCGCCCUCGACAUCGAAGGCCACGGCAGAUCUCAGGGUUUGAGAUGUUAUGUCCCGAGUGUUGAUUUAGUUGUCCAAGAUUGUCUCUCCUUCUUCAAUUCAAUCAAGCAAGAUCCGAGCUUUGAUGGGUUACCCUGUUUUUUGUAUGGAGAAUCCAUGGGGGGUGCCAUUGCUUUGCUGGUUCAUUUUGCUGAUCCCAAGGGUUUCCAAGGUGCGGUUUUGGUUGCACCCAUGGUUAAAAUCUCGGACAAGGUUAAACCCAGAUGGCCAAUUCCUCAAGCCCUCACUUUUAUCUCCAAUUUCUUGCCCACUUUAGCCAUUGUACCGACAGAAGAUCUCUUGCACAAGUCGAUCAAGGUUGAAGAAAAGAAGAUUGUCGGGAACAGUAAUCCGUUCAGGUAUAGAGGGAAACCCAGACUGGGAACCGUUGUUGAGCUCUUGAGGGUGACCGAGUUGUUGAGUCAAAAACUGAGUCAUGUGAGUAUCCCGUUUUUGGUUGUCCAUGGCAGUGCUGAUGUCGUUACUGAUCCGGAAGUGAGCCGGACGUUGUACGAGGAAGCGUCGAGUCGAGACAAGACGUUGAAGAUCUAUGAAGGGAUGUGGCACUCGUUGUUGUUUGGUGAGCCUGAUGAGAACAUUGAGAUCGUUCGUAGUGAUGUAUUGUCUUGGUUGAAUGAUAGAUGUAACACAAAGAUCUGAGUAGGGUUUAA
Messenger RNA from Hibiscus syriacus, 1025 nucleotides. Its product is annotated as caffeoylshikimate esterase-like. Bases 61 to 1014 code for a protein of 317 amino acids. Lineage: Eukaryota; Viridiplantae; Streptophyta; Magnoliopsida; Malvales; Malvaceae. Gene Ontology annotation, cellular component: membrane. The record is from RefSeq and is a predicted model, not a curated record. Gene Ontology annotation, molecular function: lipase activity. The transcript has a single exon.